AUGGCCUCUUCCAAUGUCUUCUUCAUCCUUGCCAUUCUUGCAAUUGCUGCCCCUUCAACUUUGGCCACAGAUUUCAUUGUUGGCGAAGACAAAGGUUGGACCAUUAAUGUUGAUUACCAAGCCUGGGCUCAGGGAAAGCUUUUCUAUGUUGGUGACAACCUCGUAUUUAACUACCCAGAAGGAGUUCACAAUGUUCUCAAAGUGAAUGGAACUGGGUUCCAAGAAUGUGCAGCUCCUGCAGGCACUGUGGCACUAACAAGUGGAAAGGAUGUGAUCAACCUAGCAACCCCAGGAAGAAAAUGGUACAUUUGUGGUGUUUCUAAGCAUUGUGAAGUUGGACCCCAGAAACUGUUCAUCACUGUGAUGCCAGCUUCCUUUGCUCCUAGCCCAAGCCCAACUGCCUCUGCAGCAACUACAAGUUCUGUUAAUGGAGCAAUACUUGGGUGGAUGAUCAUUGUUAUUGGCAUUCUUGGGAUCUUCAUCUAG
Molecule: messenger RNA, 486 nt
Organism: Argentina anserina (silverweed cinquefoil)
Lineage: Eukaryota; Viridiplantae; Streptophyta; Magnoliopsida; Rosales; Rosaceae
Product: blue copper protein 1a-like
Exons: 2
Coding region: 1-486 (161 amino acids)
Cellular component (GO): plasma membrane
Molecular function (GO): electron transfer activity
Source: RefSeq, a predicted model, not a curated record